Molecule: messenger RNA, 2976 nt
Organism: Phlebotomus papatasi
Lineage: Eukaryota; Metazoa; Arthropoda; Insecta; Diptera; Psychodidae
Gene: omd
Product: integrator complex subunit 5
Exons: 4
Coding region: 31-2913 (960 amino acids)
Biological process (GO): snRNA 3'-end processing
Cellular component (GO): integrator complex
Source: RefSeq, a predicted model, not a curated record
AAGAAGGACACAAUUUUUUCGCAAAUAAAAAUGAUAAAACAACCGAUUUUAAUAGAACUUCAGUAUUUCGUGAAUGCUGUGGCAGGGAUACAUCGAGGCAUAGGACCAGAAAUCUCUGAUCAGCUAGUAAAAUGUAGUCUCACCAUAUUUCAAGAUCUUCCAGCUGCUCGUGAUGCAGUUCUUGAGUAUUUUGCCCUUGUCUUCGACAAAUCCAUUGCGAAUUACAUCGCCUUUAUUGAGAAGGAUAACUCAGGAAGUCCUCCCGUUGAACCGGCUGUAAUGGACAUCCAGGAAGCACUGGAAAAGCUUGUGACCAGUGGAACACCGGCUUGGGCACCUCUUCUGUCAACAUGGAGUCUCAAAUUGCUGGGACAACUGUCUGAGAAACACGGUCAUUCUACAAAUCGUGGACGCGAUGGGAUGAACAUCACUGCCAACUGCAACUUUUGGAUGAAUUCCAGUGCAAUGAAGUGCUUAUUGGGAUUGUCGGCAAGUUGCUUUGCUAAGCUCAAUAAUGAUGAGUCAGAGUCUUGUAUUGGUAUUCUCCUGGCCACCUAUGUUUCCCACAAGCCUCACUUCGAUUGGGUGGUAGCACGUCUUGGGGGAUGUUUCCCCCUCAAAGUCAUCUCAAAAAUCCUUCAAUGUGGGCUCAAAGCCUUCUCGGGAAAUUUCAACAACACCUUGGAUUCAGAAGUGGGCAUUUUGAGGUAUCUCUCGAUGGCACAUGAGAGGGAUUUAAAUAUUGCUCUCAGAGAGAUGUUUCAGGCAGUUCUGUACCCUCCAACUCAGGGUUCCUUGCCACCAAAUCUUCACACAAUUCCCUAUCUUAUUCACCUGUCGAGGAUGUCAGACAUUCUACUGCAGCCAAUAACCAAUGUUUUCCUGGACAUUUUCCGGGAAUCCUUGAUUCCUAAUCUGGUUUAUCAGAGUAUGCAUUUUCCACCUAAUUUCAAUGUCCGAGAGAUUUUUAUACUGCUGACAGAACUUGUAACUCAAGUUGGCCAUAAUGGCACGAUUAUUCUCUUGACACUAGCCCGCAUGGCUGAAACCUAUACGUGGUGCCAUGAGCUCCUUGAGCACAUCCUUCAGAAGCUGGAGAUGACAAUUCUCGAUGAUAGAAAAUGUCCCCUCUUGAUAAAUCUGAUGACUGAACCAUCACAGAAAAUUCUCUGGAGCUCCUGUAAGAGUCACAAUCUCAUUGAACAGCAAACUGUAGUGAGAUUGAUUCUACUUCUGUCUUCUCGAACACCUUACAUUUAUCACUAUACUAUUGCUGAACUUCUAACCACAUCCAGCGAAGACAAUCCCAAUGGACUAGGAGCUCUGGCAAGGAUUUUAGGUGGAUCUCUGGGUACUCAGGAAUACCCAUCGGUUGAUGGUGGCUUGGAGAUUUCCUUGGAAGCCAUAUCUAUUGCAAACAAACGCCGGACUCUGGAUGAUUUCAAUCAGAAUGUAAUUAUUCUCAAGAACCUCCAUCAUCUGGUUACUUUUGAGAAGAGCGGAGAGAGUGUUCACUUGAAAAACAGCCCCAUGAGCAAUGCUAUCCAGAGGAAUGCCCCAAAACUUCUCUCAAUACUCUUCAACCUUCUCAAUCACAUCAUUCCUGACAUAGAAGAGGGAAUUCCCUUUAAAUUGGCCUCUGAGGCUGAGGAUCCUGAAGAGAAGAAGCCUAGGAGUGACAAGGAAUUCCUGAACAAGGUGAAAUCAAAGGCUUUGGGAGCGAUUAAAGAACAAAUCCAUCUGAUAGUUACCCUUUUAGAUGAAUUGGGUAUCGGAGGGAAGGAUUCAUUGCUGGGAAUGGUGGAGAUCCUGAAAAUGGCUCAAAUGACAGUGAAAUACUUCUUCUGGAAUAUCACUGAGCAAGAUUCUGCGGUACGCCUUAAAGCCAUGAAUCGCUGUUUUAAUCUUUUGACCAGGCAGUGCUCUUGCCGGAAAGCUGCUCGAACAGCAGCUCUCAGAGAUUUAUUGGAUGGAGCUCUCUUCAGCUAUCGGAAUCUCUUCGGUGCUUAUACCUAUCCCCAACCAAAUGAAACUGCCAGAGAUGAAUGUCUGAUGAUACUGAAUCAGAAGCAGACAUUUAGUGCGAUCACCAGCAGGAUUUCCCUUCAUGCCGGAAUCAUUGGCAAUGGCUUAAAAGCUGAAGUGAAAUCUCCGGAUCAACCUCAGUCGCAAAUCCAGAAACUUCUUCUGGAUGCCAUUAUGGCUUGUUGUCAGGAUCCUGAACACACCAAUGUCAUCGAUGGCUUCUCCACAGUAUCUCUCCUGCUCGUGGAGAUGAUCUCCCCGGAUAUCAUGUACAAUGGCUUUCCGUGGCCAGAUGAGGAAUUCACCAAAGUUACGAUGGAGCGUGACUUGCAAAUUAGGCGAAUUUUCAAUAAUUCACCAAUUCUAUGGUCUAUCCUGGGACUUGUUGGCACGUACAGACCAGCUCUCUGCUACGCUUCUGUGCUCCUGAGAGCUCUAUGUGCCACAGUGCUGAAUCAAUGGCGUGCGAAAUCAGUGGAGAAGCCAUUCCAGUCAGUCAACAAUCCAGAAUUGAUUUUUGUCACUCUCAAGCUACUUGAGGUGAUGGCUCUUGGACAACUUCUGCCGCCACCACUCAGUUAUUUGCACGUUGUAAUUGAGUACUUCGAACCGUUUGAGGUUGUAUUGCUGCUGAAAGAUUGCGUUUGGAAUUACAUGAAAGAUCACGUUCCAUCGCCAUGCCUCUUCAAAUUUGAUAGCACUGGAUUUCAUUGGCGAAAUCCAGAAACGGCUAAACCACCAGCUCAAUUUAUUGAUCCUCUACGAUUUAUCAUGCUGAAACGCCUCCCACUGUUGGGCAGUUUGUAUCACCAGAUGUUUGUCCUUCCCGAACUGGUCAACAAUGGCAGUGAGACAAAUCGCGAGGCAGAUUCUUCCAAUUUAAUUUAAUUCAUCUUUUUCAUUUAAUUGUAUUUGUAUAAUUUUUUUAUCCAUUAUAAUUCACUAAAAUCA